Molecule: messenger RNA, 1959 nt
Organism: Solanum verrucosum
Lineage: Eukaryota; Viridiplantae; Streptophyta; Magnoliopsida; Solanales; Solanaceae
Product: ABC transporter G family member 1-like
Exons: 9
Coding region: 1-1947 (648 amino acids)
Cellular component (GO): membrane
Molecular function (GO): ABC-type transporter activity; ATP hydrolysis activity; ATP binding
Source: RefSeq, a predicted model, not a curated record
AUGGAUUCUCCUAUUGAUGAAGUUCCAAAAAAUAUGUCAAAAAAGAAAGAAAGUGAUCCAUUAAUUAUGGCCACAAAAAUUAAUAUUUCAUCUGAUUAUAAUGAUAUUAAUGAUGGAAUUUAUUUAAGUUGGAAGGAUUUAUGGGUAAGUGUGCCAGAUAAAAAAGUUGGAAGAAGGCCAAUACUUGAAGGGAUAAGUGGAUAUGCUCAACCUGGUGAAGUUUUGGCUAUUAUGGGGCCUUCUGGUUGUGGCAAAUCUACACUUCUUGAUGCAUUGGCAGGUAGAUUAGCUUCAAACACAAGACAAAGUGGAGAUAUACUUGUCAAUGGACGCAAACAAGCACUAGCUUUUGGAACUUCGGCCUAUGUGACACAAGAUGACACACUAAUGGCAACAUUGACAGUAAAAGAAACAGUAUAUUAUUCAGCUCAAUUACAACUCCCUCAAUCAAUGUCAUUACAUGAAAAGAAAGAAAGAGCAGAAGAAACAAUAAAAGAAAUGGGAUUACAAGAAGCAAUGAACACAAGAAUUGGUGGAUGGAGUUUAAAAGGAUUAAGUGGUGGACAAAAAAGAAGAGUUAGUAUUUGUAUUGAGAUUUUAACAAGACCAAAAUUAUUGUUUCUUGAUGAACCUACUAGUGGUUUGGAUAGUGCUGCAUCUUAUCAUGUCAUGAAUAGAAUUAUCAAGAUUGCACAACAAGAUAUGAGGACUAUUGUGGCAUCAAUUCAUCAGCCUAGUAGUGAAGUUUUUGAGCUAUUUGAUAACCUUUGCCUUCUAUCUUAUGGUAAAACCAUUUAUUUUGGCUCAAGUUCCAAAGCAAAUGAGUUUUUUGCGGUCAAUGGAUUUCCUUGUCCAUAUAUGAGGAACCCUUCUGAUCACUAUCUUAGAACAAUUAACAAAGAUUUUGAUGAUAUUGAGGAAGGAUUUGGCAAAAACAUAAUUACCUCAGGCAAAGCAAUUGACACUCUUGCUAUGUCAUAUGAAUCAUCAGAGGCUUGCCUCAAUGUUAGGCAAAAGGUUCUCACAAUUUGUCAAAAGAAUGGACGAUUGCUCGAAAAUAAGGGAAGUCAAGCAGGGUUCAUCACACAAUGCAAAGUUCUAACGCAAAGAUCGUUUAUCAAUAUGUAUCGUGAUUUAGGCUAUUACUGGCUUCGAUUACUUAUUUAUCUUGCACUUUGCUUGUGCAUUGGCACUAUCUUUCAUGAAAUUGGCUCUGAUUAUGGUUCAAUUCAGGCUAGAAGCUCAAUGCUUGUAUUUGUGGUUGGCUUCUUAACAUUCAUGGCAAUUGGUGGAUUCCCUUCUUUUGUAGAGGAAAUGAAACUUUUUACGCGAGAAAGGCUAAAUGGACACUAUGGUGUGGGUGCAUUUGUGAUUGGCAACACAUUAUCAUCAACACCAUUCUUGUUAUUGAUCUCUUUGGUUCCUGGAGCUGUGGCUUACUAUCUUGCUGAUGUUCAAAAAGGGAUUGAUAAAUUUGCCUAUUUUGUCCUAAUGUUAUUUGCUUGCAUGAUGCUAGUUGAGAGCCUAAUGAUGAUUGUUGCAAGUAUUGUCCCUGACUUCCUCAUGGGAAUUAUAACAGGUGCCGGAAUUCAAGGAAUAAUGAUGCUAAAUGGAGGGUUUUUUCGAUUGCCAAAUGAACUUCCAAUGCCAAUUUGGAAAUAUCCAAUGUACUAUUUAGCCUUCCACAAAUAUGCAAUUCAAGGUUUUUAUAAAAAUGAAUAUGAAACUUUUACAUAUUUUACUAAAAGUGGAUUGGCUAUAAUAGUUACUCGUGAUGAAAUAUUGAGAGAUAUCUUUCAAGUAGAAUUAAAUUAUUCUAAGUGGGGAGAUAUUGUUAUUGUUUUUGGGAUGGUGAUUUUAUAUAGGUUAAUUUUUCUUAGUAUUAUUAAGGGUAAAGAAAAGUUUAGACCUAUGGUAAGAGGUUUUAAAUAUUGUUGUACCACAUAAAAUAGAUAAAUA